UGCAGCUCUCCGAUCUCCACCUCAGCGUCCACCACCCGGAAAGGGCCUAUGAUCUACAACGAUACGUCGGCCCCGCCCUCGCCAUGAUUAACCCCUCGCUCGUCCUCAUCACCGGCGACCUCACCGUACAUCUGUAGAAGCUAAGACACAUACAAGAUUGCCCCCACAAGUGUGGUGCAGUGGUAAAGCACUUACGUGAACAAAUAAGAGGACUGGAGUUCGAAUCCCAGUAGGGAGGUCGGUCUCUAAGUGUGCAUAAACUGUGCUCUAGAUUUACCUGGUAGGCGACAGGGGGAAGGCCAUCUACCUCCAAGAUUAGUCAAGCGAAGCAUGGACAUCUGAAUUAUCAAAAAAAAUAAGACACGUACAAGAUUGUGAGUGGUGGGGAAGAGAUUUAUUUAACCUUCUAAUCCACAUACCGAGCCUAGUGCGGGGUAGGUCAAGAAGCAUGGUGGGUAGGGAUGGCAAUGAGACCCAAUUAUUGGGUAUCUGCAGUCGUCAGAUGGGAAGAGCAAAGAUCUAUUGACCAUGAAGCUUGAUGAGGUAGAGUGGAAAGAGUACCAGAAUGCUGUUGAUAAUAUUGUUCAAAGAAGUGGACUUAACAAGGACAUCUUCUAUGACCUUAGAGGAAACCAUGAUUGUUUUGGUGUACCAAAAGCUGGUGGUGUUUAUGACUACUAUCACAAGUGCAGUAUAAAUGCAAGAACAGGGCGAAAUGGAAAUGUCCAGAGCGUUACAUUACAGAAUGGAAGAUGGAGGCAUCUUUUUGUGGGCUUUGAUAGCACGAUGGAAACUAGCCUUCGUGGCCCAACAAAUGUGUUUGGGCAUCCAACUGACCAAUUGCUUGCAGAGAUAGAUUUUGAACUUUCACAAUGGGAUGAUGAAUCAUCGGCAACAAAAGUUUCUUUUGGGCACUUCCCUUUGUCUUUUUCAGCACUAACAGAUACAGGGAAGAGUCUAAAAGAUGUAUUUCUUAAGCAUUCUUUAUCAGUUUAUCUUUGUGGGCAUCUUCAUACAAAAUUUGGCAAAAACUUGAAGCGCCAUCAUCAAUUAGAUCAUCUGGUAAAUUAUUUUCAGUUGAACAUUCAUCAAGGAUUUCCAAGUAACAAAGAUAAUCAAAAUUGUUCAAGCAAGAGCAUUUCCCCCAAUGAAUUUUGGGAAUGGGAGAUGGGCGACUGGCGUUGGAGUAGAACUAUGAGAGUAUUGGCUAUCGAUUAUGGUCAUGUUUCAUAUGUUGAUAUAGAUUUCAGAUUGGGAUCAAAGGAUACCAUUAUAUUGCCUACUUUUCCCUUGGACUCAAGGUUUAUGCAAAGAAUCUCAUCAAUCCAUGAUUUCAAAUGUCAACCUGAGAGAGGCUCAUCUUAUGAGUUGGUGAGAACUCUAGUGUUUUCAAAACAGAAGAUCGUGUUGGUUUCUGUUAAGGUAUAUGACACUCAUUAUGGAACUCCUAAUAUAGUGCUUGAUUCCUCAAUGGAAAGGAUUGAAGGCAAUGGAACUAGAGGUGAUCUCUAUGUGGCUCCAUGGAACUGGAAAGCAUUUGCAGACCCAUCUCCUAGCCGAUAUUGGCUGCAAAUAGAAGCUUUAGACAAUUUUGGUAAAACCAGUUACAGUGAACUGCGACCGUUCUCUAUCAAUGGUCUCACUGCACAAGUUAGUUGGACCUGGAAAGAAUUCUUUGUAAUGGGUAUUCAGUGGCCAUUGAUUUACCAGCCUGCUCUUUGGGCCGUCCUCUCAUUCAUGUUCUUGUUAGUUGUCGUUCCACAAGUGUUAUUUCUAUGCUGUAAUAAAUUAUUCCCAUAUGAGUAUGUUAGACCAACAAAUGCAACGAGUAUCAAGGAGCAUCUAGUUGAUGCUGGAUUAUUGGCUUUGAUGGAGUUCCCCAGGAUGACCGAAGUAUGGUUGGGGCUCCUGUUAUAUUUGUUCUACUUGUUGUAUUUCCCUUGGUUCUUUGGACAUGUAUUCGGUGAACUUAACACUAAAGCUUCUAUGAGUUACCAAGGUUGGUCUAUUCCAAAUUUCGACAAAAAUCCUAAUCUCCACUAUGUAGGGAUACCUGAUAUCAUGGUGGUUGUGCUGCCUCAUCUUUGCUUUGUUGUUCUACCAACUAUUUUGGUUGUUGGAGCAAUGGUUGUAGAAAGAACAACAUAUCGAAAGUAUUUCCUAUCACUCUCUGGCAAGAAGGAUGAUGACUUCUCUAGAGAUAAAAACAGGCAAGCAAAGAAUGUGACUUCUGGCUAUUCACAUCGAAUAUGGCAUGGAAGGUGGCCUAGAAAGUUACUACUUCUGGUCACUGCUUUAAUUUUGUGGAAGCACUUGAAGAAUUGCAGAGCUCUGGUGAGGGCUUAUGAUAUGAAUCCUUUUAUCGAUUCUCCUGUCUAUUGCUUCGUGAUCCCGUUGCUGCUAAUAUAUGCAGUCUACAAGACUUCGGCAGUGUAGACUCCAGGCACAACAUUCUUUUCUAGUUCAAAGAUACAUGGACCGAGCAACUCGAAUCAAGGGAACCACAAGUGGCUUCUAUAUUGUUCCCUUCAAUAUGCUCUAUGACGAUGCUUGGUUUUGAUUCGGUAGUUCAACAAUUACAUCCAUGGCAAAUCCCCAAGGUUUUCUAUGUUUUUUUCUUACAGAAAACAAUAUUCUUUCCCCGUCAAGAUCCUGUGCUUAACUCAGUUGGAACUUUGAGAGGGUGCAACUGUCUGUUAUACAUUUGUUUCCAAAAGUCAAGUAUGCUAGCGGGCCUUAGGUUUAACCAAUCCUGUAGGUGGACGAUGGAGCCCCAUAGAUCAUAACCUCCAAGCGGAUUCAUGUUAACUUCUCAGAUUUUUUUUUUUCAACCAACUUCAAAGAUUUUUUUCA
Messenger RNA from Zingiber officinale, 2853 nucleotides. Its product is annotated as putative metallophosphoesterase At3g03305. NCBI's taxonomy places the organism in Eukaryota, Viridiplantae, Streptophyta, Magnoliopsida, Zingiberales, Zingiberaceae. The transcript has 5 exons. The record is from RefSeq and is a predicted model, not a curated record. Bases 529 to 2436 code for a protein of 635 amino acids. Gene Ontology annotation, molecular function: hydrolase activity.